This is a messenger RNA of Aureobasidium pullulans EXF-150, 1009 nucleotides long. RefSeq lists its product as uncharacterized. The transcript has 2 exons. NCBI's taxonomy places the organism in Eukaryota, Fungi, Ascomycota, Dothideomycetes, Dothideales, Saccotheciaceae. The record is from RefSeq and is a predicted model, not a curated record. Bases 173 to 1009 code for a protein of 278 amino acids. Gene Ontology annotation, molecular function: sequence-specific DNA binding; zinc ion binding. Gene Ontology annotation, biological process: regulation of DNA-templated transcription.
CGCGAAACCUUUUUCCAUAUUCCAGAGAUGCCUAAGCGGCUUAUAUGAGCUCUGGGCAAGACCAUAUGGGAAAAGUACUUCUCCCUCACUGUCCCGAUACUGUUCAGCUUUUGUCACUUCCUUCGUCAAAUCGCCGAUUCCUAACAUACCAGUCACCGCUUUCACAGCCACCAUGGCGCCCAAUUUCCACAUUGAGACUGAGAAUCUACCACUUAAUCGCUCCGCUGGAUUUCAACAAAAAGUUUUGGAUGGCAUUCAGGACCUGCUGAUGGUUCUGGCUGUGGAUGGCCGCAUCCUCUACUCAUCACCAAUGAGCUUUCCAUUAAUUCAAGUCGACUCGGAGAAACUUGUUGGACACUACAUGCCUACCUAUAUGAAGGUCGACGAUAUCCCCGUGUUUCUAGAGGAUUUCAAAGACAACAUGGCAGCUGGAAGACCAUGGAGAUACCAUCACAGACUACGACGACAGGAUGGUACUUUCGCCAUCUUUGAAUCGACAUUCAAACCAUACACCGAGAACUUGGUCUUCGAACAAGCUGGUUUGAAACCAACCAAGAUGUGCUUGAUGACUUCACGACCUUAUCCAAUUCCCAGUACUUCAUUGAUGGACUCUUUUCUGGAACAUUGCACAACACACAUUCGCUUGACUGCCCAGCUGGCAAAACUAAAAGAGGAAUCUCAGACGAUCAGCCAAAGCACAACGACAACCGCCGUGGCAUAUAAUCAGAAUGAUGAUACGAUCCAAACCCUUUCAGAUGCGUCAACUUCGACGAAACCGCAGGUGGACUCUGUAGUGGGUGAUGUGGGGAUUGAGAUCACAACCUCUCGUCUGCAAACGAUGCAGGAGACCGGUGGCUGGACAGCUAAACCACGCACGAAGAAGCGGAAAGAGGGGCAACUCAAGGAGUUCCUGUGCAAAGAGUGCGGGACUGCUGAUUCUCCGGAAUGGCGAAGGGGCCCUUCUGGGCCAAAAACACUCUGCAACGCUUGUGGCCGUAAGUUCUUGUGA